Molecule: messenger RNA, 661 nt
Organism: Nicotiana tabacum (common tobacco)
Lineage: Eukaryota; Viridiplantae; Streptophyta; Magnoliopsida; Solanales; Solanaceae
Product: bidirectional sugar transporter SWEET11-like
Biological process (GO): carbohydrate transport
Cellular component (GO): membrane
Molecular function (GO): sugar transmembrane transporter activity
Source: RefSeq, a predicted model, not a curated record
GCAAGUCUUGCAAUUGUUUGUGAGUGAGAGAUUAGCAAAGAGAGGAGUUUCCAUUUUUGGAAUAAACAAAGAUGGCUAUUUCUGGCCACUGGGCAUUUGCUUUUGGUGUCCGUGGAAAUAUUGUCUCGUUUAUUGUUUUUCUCUCUCCACUGCCUACAUUUUAUAAAAUUUACAAGAAGAAAUCAACAGAAGGCUAUCAAUCAAUUCCGUAUGUGAUUGCUCUAUUCAGUUCCAUGCUUUGGAUAUACUAUGCAUUUCUCAAGACCAACACGACCCUUCUCAUCACUAUAAACUCCUUUGGGGUCUUCAUUGAAACUAUUUACGUUGGUUUUUACCUUUUCUACGCACCAAAGAAAGCCAGGAUCCAAACAGUGAAGAUGCUUCUUUUAACAGUGGUUGGUGGAUUUGGUGCAAUUAUCCUCAUUGCUCAGUUUCUAUUCAAAGGUGUCGCUCGUGGGCAAGUGGUUGGAUGGGUUUGCCUUGUUUUCUCCUUAUGCGUGUUUGCAGCAGCUAAAGAAGAGAAGCUGCCCAAGCUGCAAACUGUGCAGGCCUAAGACUUUGUGAACCUUUAAGUUUACAUGCACCAUCUGUAUUACUCCCUCCAUUUCAAUUUAUGUGAAUCCAUUUGACUGGCACGGAAUUUAAGAAAAGAUAGAAGACA